This is a messenger RNA of Hibiscus syriacus, 198 nucleotides long. RefSeq lists its product as uncharacterized. Lineage: Eukaryota; Viridiplantae; Streptophyta; Magnoliopsida; Malvales; Malvaceae. The transcript has a single exon. Bases 1 to 198 code for a protein of 65 amino acids. The record is from RefSeq and is a predicted model, not a curated record.
AUGGAUUCAGGGUUAUCGUGGGCUGAUCAAUGGGAUCCAAACCCAGAUCCCGGAACGGAAGCUUCCGGCGACAAGAAGAAGAAGGAGGAGGAAGGUUCCGGCAAGGGCAAGUUCAGCAAGUCGUUUCUGAGUUUCAAAUGGAUUAAGGAGUUGAAGAAGAAAGGUAGCAAAGGAGAACGACAAGUACAAGAAGAAUGA